AUGGCCGCAUUCUUCAAAAGGGUGGCUGCAUCCCGAUGCCACAUCCACAAUGGCAGCCUUUAUGUUUCCACAGACGCAUCAAGCUCUCGUACAGAAGAAACACAAGAGUUGCUAGCCAACAUGGGCUCGACUUCAGAAUCCCAGCAAGAUCCGCCAGUUGAGGCGCAAGACCGGGAGCGACAACAUGUCGACCAUGCGAUGGCGAAGAAAAUCAUUUGGAAGAUUGAUCGAAACGUGAUCCCGCUCUUGUUCUUCACGUAUAUGCUCAACUUCAUGGACAAGACCAUCCUCUCCAGUGCAUCAGUCUUUGGUCUCCGAAAGGAUACGAAGCAUCUUAAGGGCCAGGACUACAGCUGGGUCUCGAGCAUCUUCUACUUCGGCUACUUCGCCUGGACAUAUCCCACAACGCUACUUAUUGCGCGCCUCCCCGUCGCCAAGUACAUGACUGCCAAUACCUUCUUCUGGGGCACUGUUGUCGCUGUCACAGCCGCGUGCCGUAACUACGGCGGCCUACUUACCGUUCGUUUUCUUCUCGGUGUCGCGGAGUCAACGAUUACUCCAGCUUUUAUGUACCUCACCUCGACGUGGUACACGCGUGACGAGAUCCCCACACGCACCGGCAUUUGGUUCGCGGGUAAUUCCGUCGGCGGUCUCGUGGCUUCUCUGCUGGCUUUCGGCGCCGGUCAUAUUUCUGACAAGAUCGGCCCCUGGCGCUGGAUGUACAUCAUCCUUGGCGUCCUGACCUUUGCGUGGGCUUUCGUGCUUUGGCUCUGGCUGCCCGACACGAUUUCCACCGCGCGCUUCCUUACCCCUGAAGAGCGCCAGUACGCCGGUGAUCGCGUCGUUAUUGCCGGCACCGGUCGGACGGAGAAGACGCACUGGAAAUGGAACCAAAUGAAGGAAUGUCUGAUCGAUCCCAAAACGUGGUUCAUUUUCGGGCUUGAGAUCAUCACGCAGAUUCCCAACGGCGGCACCCAAAACUUUGCAAAUCUCGUUAUCAAGUCAUUCGGAUUCACGAGUCUCCAGUCCACUCUCAUCAACAUUCCCUAUUCGCUUCUCUCGGCCAGCAUCAUUGCCGGAACCGGAUACAUUGCGGGUCGUUUCCGCAAGAUGAACUGCAUUCUCAUUGCUCUUAUCGUUCUUCCUUGUAUCACCGGCGCAGCCAUAAUUUACUCUCGUGAGCACGUCAGCAACGGAGUCCAGCUGUUUGCAUACUUCCUUCUUUCACCAGGUCCUGCCGCCAUGCCGCUCGCCAUGUCCCUCGUACAGGCCAACUAUCGCGGCGUGACGAAGAAAAUGACCAUGUCUGCGUUGCUCUUCUUAGCAUACUGCGCAGGCAACAUCGCUGGUCCUCAGUUCUUCAAGGCGGCGGAAGAGCCCCAUUAUAACACUGCCUUCAGAACUAUCAUGAUCUGUUACUCGUUAGUGGUGGUUCUCGCUCUUUGCUUAAGGUCUUAUCUCCAGUGGAUGAACGCCAAGCGCACCAGGGAAGAAGGGUACGAGGGCAGUGCUGGAGGUGCUGGAGCAGUUGGUGGCGGCAAGGUCUUGCAAGCGGAUGGAAACGCCAACGAUGUGGCGGAUAUGAUGGACCAAGUCGAGCUGCGUCCUGAGGACUAUGAGGAUGUGACCGACUGGGAGACUGCUGGUUUCAGAUACAGAUUGUAG
This is a messenger RNA of Colletotrichum truncatum, 1665 nucleotides long. NCBI's taxonomy places the organism in Eukaryota, Fungi, Ascomycota, Sordariomycetes, Glomerellales, Glomerellaceae. The record is from RefSeq and is a predicted model, not a curated record.